This is a messenger RNA of Phalaenopsis equestris, 1239 nucleotides long. Its product is annotated as GDSL esterase/lipase EXL3-like. NCBI's taxonomy places the organism in Eukaryota, Viridiplantae, Streptophyta, Magnoliopsida, Asparagales, Orchidaceae. Gene Ontology annotation, molecular function: hydrolase activity, acting on ester bonds. The record is from RefSeq and is a predicted model, not a curated record. Bases 14 to 1114 code for a protein of 366 amino acids. The transcript is spliced from 5 exons.
UUGAUAAAAAUCAAUGGAGAGCAGAAACAGUUUUGUUGGAGCUACACAGAACGCCACACUUCGUCUUUUAGUCGCAGUUAUGAGCUGUUACUUCUGCUCUCAAAUCGCCCUUGCUGUUAACAGAACUUCGAAGCCUAUUGUUCCUGCUGUUAUUUUGUUUGGUGACUCCAUUGUUGAUCCUGGAAAUAACAAUGCGAUAAAAACAAUUGCGAAGUGUAAUUUUCCUCCAUAUGGGAAGGACUUCAUCGGCCAUGUAGCCACAGGCAGAUUCUGCAAUGGCAGGAUACCUGGUGACCUUAUAGCCUCAACUUUGGGUGUAAAGGAAAUAGUACCAGCUUAUGUUGGCCAAAAUCUAGGAGCAGAGGACCUACUCACUGGAGUCAGCUUCGCUUCCGGAGCCACUGGAUACGAUCCCUUGACCCCCAUUUAUUCAUCGGCGAUAUCAAUGCCGGAUCAGCUAAAACUAUUCGCAGAAUACAAGGGAAAGCUGAAGAACAUCGCGGGAGAGGAGAGGGCGGAUGAUAUAAUAAAAGAGAGUCUGUACGUGGUGUGCUCCGGUUCCAAUGAUCUAGCCAACACCUAUUUUAUCACCCCCUUCCGCCAGCCCCAUUACGACAUUCCUUCCUACGUCAACCUGCUUGUCAGCUACUCUUCCCAGUUCAUCCAGAACUUAUAUCAGAUGGGAGCACGUAAAAUAGGAUUUGUUGGGCUCCCCCCUGUGGGCUGCCUACCAUCACAAAGAACUCUAGCAGGAGGACUGUUAAGAGGAUGUGUUCCAGUUCGGAAUGAGGCAGCAGAGCUUUAUAAUUCAAAAAUUAAUGCAGAGCUCGAAAGGCUAAGCACGACAUUCGAAGGCACAAAACUGGUCUAUCUGGAUAUCUACACCAUAAUACUUGACUUUGUUCAGAGACCCUCUGUUUAUGGAUUUGAGGUCUCAAAUAAAGGAUGUUGUGGAACAGGCGAAAUAGAGGCUUCGAUACUGUGCAAUCCAAAGUCACCUACUUGCCUAGAUGAUACCAAAUAUGUAUUUUGGGAUAGCUAUCACCCCACCGAAAGAGCUUAUAAAAUCAUCGUAGAUUAUCUUUUUCAAAGGUACCUUAAAUAUUUGCUCUAAAAAGUAUUCAUAUUUGUACAACAUAAAUAUUAUUUUUACGACGGAAAAAAGGAGGAUUGUAUUAUCUAACCUGUAACCCGGAGCUACCAAACGCCAUCAAUCUCAUUUCUCAUUUGAUUGCCAAC